This is a messenger RNA of Periophthalmus magnuspinnatus, 1273 nucleotides long. Its product is annotated as proteasome subunit beta type-7-like. NCBI's taxonomy places the organism in Eukaryota, Metazoa, Chordata, Actinopteri, Gobiiformes, Gobiidae. Gene Ontology annotation, cellular component: proteasome core complex. Bases 134 to 964 code for a protein of 276 amino acids. The record is from RefSeq and is a predicted model, not a curated record. The transcript is spliced from 8 exons.
GCGAAAGUAAAAGUUCUACUAAACUCGACGCACCGGUUCAGGUUUUGUGUCGCAGCAAAAAUAGAGUUUGGAACUGAAAUUUUAAACUUUCUUUUACUCUUGUACAAAAUACUUCAUAACUUUAAACGAAACGAUGCUUCACAGUUUGAGUCCACAAGAAACUGGAGGAUUCAGCUUCGAAAACAUCCGCAGGAAUGCUGUGCUCGAGUCCAGCCUGUCUGAAAACGGAUUCAAAGCUCCCAACCCGAGGAAAACUGGGACCACCAUCGCAGGACUCGUUUACAAGGAUGGGGUGAUUCUUGGCGCAGACACACGGGCCACAGAUGACAUGGUGGUUGUUGACAAGAACUGCAUGAAAAUCCACUACAUUGCCCCAACCAUAUAUUGCUGUGGGGCAGGUGUAGCGGCUGAUGCUGAGAUCACGACGCAGAUCAUGGCGUCGAAUGUGGAGUUGCACAUGCUCAACACCGGGAGGCCCCCUCUCGUCACCAUGGUUACACGCCAGCUCAAACAGAUGCUUUUCAGGUACCAGGGCCACGUAGGCUCUUCCCUGAUCGUCGGGGGGGUGGAUGUAACCGGACCUCAGCUCUACAGCGUCUAUCCUCACGGCUCCUAUGACAAACUGCCGUUCCUCACCAUGGGCUCUGGGGCUGCGGCGGCUGUGUCUGUGUUUGAGGACAGGUUCAAACCAAACAUGGAGCUGGAAGAGGCGGAGCAUUUAGUCCGAGAUGCCAUAGCAGCCGGUAUCUUCUGUGACCUCGGAUCUGGAAGUAACGUGGAUCUGUGCGUCAUCACGGAGAAAGGAGUGGAGAUGAAGAGAGGCUACGAGAUAGCGGCUAGAAGAGGGCAAAGAGAGGGAGAUUAUCGGUAUAAACGCGGAACCUCGGCAGUUCUCACCAAAACCAUCACUCCUCUGAGUCUAGAACUGGUCGAAGAGUCAAUCCAGGCCAUGGACCAGGACUAAACCAGGACUAAACCAGGACUAAACCAGGACUAAACCAGGAUUAAACCAAGACUAAACCUGGAUCAAACAAGUACUAAACCUAGAUUCAAACAAGACUAAACCAAGACUAAACCAAGACUCAAACAGGACUCAACCAGGACUAAGCCAGGACAAAACAAUGACUAAACCAAGACUCAAACUGGACUAAACCAGGACUGAACCAGGAUUAAACCAGGACUGGACCAGAUUCUAAAACAAUCUAGACUGCAGCUGACACAUUACACUUUCUUUGAUGAUGUUAAAAUAAAAUAAAAUGUGUUUAUAUCAAAC